Messenger RNA from Aspergillus ruber CBS 135680, 1410 nucleotides. RefSeq names its product RuvB family ATP-dependent DNA helicase reptin (gene rvb2). Gene Ontology annotation, molecular function: ATP binding; DNA helicase activity; ATP hydrolysis activity. Gene Ontology annotation, biological process: chromatin remodeling; regulation of transcription by RNA polymerase II; box C/D snoRNP assembly. Gene Ontology annotation, cellular component: Ino80 complex; Swr1 complex; R2TP complex. NCBI's taxonomy places the organism in Eukaryota, Fungi, Ascomycota, Eurotiomycetes, Eurotiales, Aspergillaceae. The coding region runs from base 1 to 1410 and encodes 469 amino acids. The transcript has 3 exons. The record is from RefSeq and is a predicted model, not a curated record.
AUGGCUGCGCCAAUUUCCACCGUCGCGGAGAGCAAGGAGCUCCGCGGACUCAACCUCAUCGCUGCCCAUUCGCAUAUCCGAGGUCUUGGUGUCGAUGCAGACUCUUUACAACCGAGAACGUCCUCACAGGGACUCGUUGGCCAGGAGAAGGCACGGAAGGCUGCUGCGGUGAUUCUGCAGAUGGUGAAGGAAGGGAAGAUUGCUGGGCGAGCCGUGUUGAUCGCAGGACCUCCCAGCACCGGAAAGACAGCUAUCGCUAUGGGCAUGGCACAGUCGCUUGGACCUGAUGUGCCGUUCACAAUGCUUGCUUCCUCGGAGAUUUUCUCAAUGGAGAUGUCCAAGACAGAGGCACUUACGCAGGCAUUCCGGAAGUCGAUCGGUGUCCGCAUCAAGGAAGAGAGCGAAAUCAUCGAGGGUGAAGUUGUGGAAAUCCAAAUUGAUCGGAGCGUUACUGGCGGCCACAAACAAGGCAAACUUACCAUCAAGACCACCGAUAUGGAGACCAUUUACGACAUGGGAACGAAAAUGAUCGAUUCGAUGACCAAAGAGCGUGUGAUGGCUGGAGAUGUUAUCUCCAUCGACAAGUCCUCGGGGAAGAUCACAAAAUUGGGUCGCUCGUACGCUCGUUCUCGGGAUUAUGAUGCGAUGGGCGCCGAUACCAAAUUUGUCCAAUGUCCCGAGGGUGAACUGCAAGUCCGCAAGGAGAUUGUCCACACCGUGAGCCUCCAUGAGAUCGAUGUCAUCAACUCCCGGACACAGGGCUUCCUGGCACUAUUCUCGGGUGACACAGGUGAGAUCCGGAGCGAGGUUAGGGACCAAAUCAACACCAAGGUGGCCGAGUGGAAGGAAGAAGGCAAAGCAGAGAUUAUUCCGGGCGUGUUGUUCAUUGACGAGGUGCAUAUGCUGGACAUUGAGUGCUUCUCUUACGUCAACCGUGCAUUAGAGGCGGAACUCGCUCCUAUUGUUAUCAUGGCCAGCAACCGUGGCCAUGCCCGGAUCCGUGGCACAACAUACAAUUCACCCCACGGGCUCCCUCUCGACUUCCUUGACCGUGUCGUGAUUGUGAGCACGCAGUCUUACUCUGCCGAGGAGCUCCGGCAGAUUUUGGCUAUUCGUGCCCAAGAGGAAGAAAUUGACCUCUCCCCCGACGCUCUCGCACUCCUGACUAAGAUUGGCGAGGAGUCGGGCCUACGGUACGCGAGCCAUAUCAUCACCACUUCCAAUCUCCUUAGCCAAAAGAGAAAGGCGAAGGAGGUUAGCAUCGAUGAUGUGCAGCGCAGCUUCCGGUUGUUCUUCGACCCCAACCGGAGUAUCAAGUUUGUGAGUCAGUUUGAACAAAGAUUCAUUAGUGAUCAAGGCAACGUGGACUUUUCUACUGCUAAUGGAGGAGAUGCUAUGGAGAUCUCCUAG